Messenger RNA from Leptinotarsa decemlineata (Colorado potato beetle), 869 nucleotides. Its product is annotated as endoglucanase. Gene Ontology annotation, biological process: carbohydrate metabolic process. Gene Ontology annotation, molecular function: cellulase activity. The record is from RefSeq and is a predicted model, not a curated record. Lineage: Eukaryota; Metazoa; Arthropoda; Insecta; Coleoptera; Chrysomelidae.
AUAUUUUUUUGACUGAUAAGAUAUGAGAGGUGUAUUUAUUGAAUUGUGCACUUCAUUUUCAUCAUAAAUAUCUCACUUUUGUUGCACCUGGUAAAAUGAAAAGGUUUGUGGUAUUGUUGAUUACUGUCGCAUUUUUUGAUGCAUCAACUGGAGAACCUUCUCCCGAGAUCAUUCCCGUGGAAGGUGGUUUAUCUGGUGAUGGUAUAACGACCAGAUACUGGGAUUGCUGCAAACCAUCCUGUGGAUGGACUGAUCUUGUAAAUAAUACCCGAUUUAAGACCCCCGUACAUACUUGUGCCAUUGACGGUAUCGAGAUAAUCGACCCACAGCAACAAUCGGGUUGUGCAGAUGUUGGUGCGGCUUAUACUUGUAGCAAUCAACAACCGUUCGUAGUAAAUUCUACUCUGGCAUAUGGAUUUUCAGCAGUAUCCUUCACCGGUGGAGAAGAUUACCAUAUGUGUUGCUCUUGUAUGUUACUCAACUUCCAAGGACAACUCUCGGGAAAAAAGAUGUUAGUUCAAAUAACCAAUACUGGGAGUCCAUUAGCAGUUAAUCAGUUUGAUAUAGAACUCCCAGGAGGAGGGGUAGGAAUUUACCCUCAUGGAUGCAUGAAACAAUGGAAUGCUUCCGAAACCGGAUGGGGCGAUACUUUUGGAGGUGUACAUUCGGAUGCGGAAUGUAGCGAACUGCCUGCUGUACUGCAACCUGGAUGUCAUUUUCGUUUUCAAUUCAUGGAAGGUGUAUCAAAUCCUCCAGUAACUUUCCAACAGGUUCAAUGCCCUCGAGAACUAGUUGCAAUAACAGGUUGCGAGUAUUAAGUAAUUUAUCAUUGUUUAUUUUCAAUAAAUAUUAGAUAAUUUUUCAGCAAA